AUGAAGCUCCGAAACAUAUUCCGCCUCAUGGCCCUGCUGGUCGGCGCUGGUGCCGUCGACGCUGCGUUAUACCGCCGAGACUACGACGCCCUCGACUACUUUGCUGUCCAUCUACACUCCUCCGUCUCGCCAGCCCAGGUAGAAGAGUUACUAGGAGCUAGACAUGAAGGCCAGAUAGGAGAGCUGGACGGGCAUCACACGUUUUCCAUAAAAAAGGACAGAGGUGUAGACCUGGACGGGAUACUCGAAGAUCUCAAGAGAAGGUCUCUUCGGCGGAGAUCGUUGGAAGUCCGUGGCGAGCCUGCCGGGACAGAUGGACUGGACGGGAUACUAUGGUCAGAAAAGCUGGUCCCGAGGAAACGACUCCAUAAACGAGUGCCUCCGCCGCCGCUCGAGCUCAGUCAACGUAUACCUGAAAAGACUCCAAACCCUGCAGCCCAGUCGAGGCAGGGUGAGAUUGCAAACGCCCUAGCCAUACGAGACCCCUUGUUCAAGGAGCAAUGGCAUCUGUUCAACGCGUUUACGCCCGGAAACGAUCUCAAUGUAACGGGUUUGUGGCUGGAAGGUAUUACUGGGAAAGGGUCGAUUUCAGCCAUUGUUGACGAUGGCUUGGAUAUGUACAGCAAUGAUCUUAAGGAUAACUACUUUGCGAAAGGCUCCUACGACUUUAACGAGAUGAAAGCGGAACCUCGACCUAUGCUCGAUGAUGAUAAACAUGGCACUAGAUGUGCCGGCGAGGUUGCAGCAGUUCACAAUAAUGCCUGCGGCGUGGGUGUUGCAUACGAUAGCAAAGUUGCUGGAAUUCGCAUCCUGUCGAAGUAUAUCAAUGAUGCAGAUGAAGCCGAAGCCGUCAACUAUGGAUUCCAGGACAACCAGAUCUAUUCCUGCUCAUGGGGCCCAAUUGACGAUGGCAUGACCAUGGAUGCACCGGGUCUCUUGGUCCGUCGAGCGAUUGCCAAUGGUGUUCAAAAGGGCCGUGGCGGCAAGGGCUCCGUUUUUGUCUUUGCUGCCGGAAAUGGAGCAGGCCACGAUGACAACUGCAACUUUGACGGUUACACUAACAGUAUCUUCAGCAUUACCGUGGGCUCUGUUGACUGGAACAAUCAGCACCCCUACUAUUCCGAAUCAUGCUCCGCGCAGCUGGUCGUGACGUACAGCAGUGGAAGCGGUGGUUAUAUCCAUACUACCGAUGUUGGAGCCGAUACUUGUUCAGGCUCCCAUGGAGGAACGUCCGCAGCCGGUCCCUUGGUUGUUGGUGUCAUGGCCCUUGCUCUGCAGGUUCGCCCAGAAUUGACCUGGCGUGACCUACAGUACAUCCUUGUUGAAACUGCCGUUCCUCUAAACGAAACCUCCGAUGGAUGGCAAACUACGAGCAUUGGAAAGAAGUUCAGCCACGAUUUCGGUUAUGGCAAGGUCGAUGCAUAUUCCACCGUUCACCUGGCCAAAACGUGGAAACUCGUCAAGCCCCAAGCUUGGUUCCACUCGCCGUGGUUGAAGGUCUACCACAACAUUCCUCAGGGCGAAAAGGGAGUGUCUACUGCUUUUGAUAUAUCUCCCGAGAUGCUCAAGGCACAUAACUUGGAGAGAGUUGAGCAUGUUACCGUCACGAUGAACGUCAACCAUACACGCCGUGGUGAUCUCAGCGUCGAGCUUCGCAGCCCAAGUGGUGUAAUCAGCUACCUUAGUACCGCUCGAGCUCAAGAUUCUGAAAGAGCCGGAUAUGUCGACUGGACCUUCAUGUCUGUUGCUCAUUGGGGUGAAAAAGGAACAGGAGUCUGGACCGUCAUUGUCAAGGAUACCGUUGUUAAUGAUCACAAUGGAACAUUCCUUGACUGGCGACUUACACUAUGGGGAGAGUCUAUUGAUCCCAAAAUUCAAAAACUACACCCUCUGCCUGACGCUCAUGACCAUGACCAUGAUACCGCCAUUCCAGCACCGCACGUCGGCACCGCCUCCGUUCAGCCAGGACCGACUAAGACCAGCCCUCCCUUCCGCCCUACCGACCACAUCGACCGACCAGCUCGGCCAAAACCAACAAGCUCCAAGAAACCAACUCCUACUACCACUACCACUGCCACUAACACUUCCACUGCCACUGCCGCAUCCGCACCAUCGACCGGAGCAUCAGGAGAAAACUUCCUUCCUUCUCCUUUCCCAACCUUCGGUGUAUCAAAGUACACCCAGAUCUGGAUCUACGGCUCUAUUGCCCUGAUAAUCGUCUUCUGCACUGCACUAGGCGUAUACUUCUGGAUUCAGCGUCGCAAACGCCUACGCAACGACCGCAAUGAAUAUGAAUUCGAAAUGGUAGCAGAAGAAGAUGAAGGCUUCCCACUCAGCGGUGCUGGUGCUAGAGGCAAAAAGAGCACUCGUCGCGGAGGAGAGCUGUACGAUGCAUUCGCUGGCGAUAGCGAUGAUGAAGACCCUCUGUUCAGCAGCGAGGAGGAUGAUUCGAACGAAUAUGCCGAUGCAGCUGAAGAUGACGACUCUUACCAUGAUGAAGGACCAGAAGUCACUCCUCCCGAGUCUACCACUAAGUCAUGA
Molecule: messenger RNA, 2541 nt
Organism: Trichophyton rubrum CBS 118892
Lineage: Eukaryota; Fungi; Ascomycota; Eurotiomycetes; Onygenales; Arthrodermataceae
Exons: 2
Coding region: 1-2541 (846 amino acids)
Biological process (GO): protein processing
Cellular component (GO): Golgi membrane; trans-Golgi network
Molecular function (GO): serine-type endopeptidase activity
Source: RefSeq, a predicted model, not a curated record